Molecule: messenger RNA, 384 nt
Organism: Gloeophyllum trabeum ATCC 11539
Lineage: Eukaryota; Fungi; Basidiomycota; Agaricomycetes; Gloeophyllales; Gloeophyllaceae
Exons: 3
Source: RefSeq, a predicted model, not a curated record
GUUGGGACCGGUCAGGCGCUGCUGAAGGUGACGCAGUUCAGUCAGAUGCUAAGUAAUGAAACGACGGAUAAAACGACGCUUCGAUAUUGGAAGGACGCUGUCACCACCUGGUUCGGUUCGAAGGCACAGUUCAGGUUCACGCUAUGGAAAGACAAUCAACGGAAUGAAGCCAAACCCUUCGUCAUCGGUCCCCCUAUAUUGCCUCGCUUCUUUUUGGUGACCCAUCAAUCAGGCGUGAAGGCAAUGUCCAUAAACAUGGAAGGAGCCAACGAACGGUUGUACAAUUACCAAGCUUCCGUGGUUGAAUCGCCGGCUGCUUCGUGGACCUUCAGGUAUACCAACGGAUAUGUCGUGACUUUGCGCGGCGCACUGUCCGUGGUCGUG